AUGAAAUAAUCCAAAUAUUUACUAAUCCUACUUGUUCUCUCAAUUAUCAUAACAUUAAGUUAGGCAUAAAAUGGGCCAAAUGGUUAACAUUAACCUAAUCCUUAAGAUGGUUAAGGUCGUGGAGAUCCUAAAAAUAAUCGUUGCAAUCCUCAUGCAUGCGAAAUUUGUUUGAUUUAGAAUGGUCCUGAUAACUUAUGUCUAGUUUGCAAAGAAGGAUACGAUUUCCAUAGAUCAACUUUUUCAUGCUCGAGAAGAGAGGAUUUUGAUGAUAGAGGCGAUGGCUUUUCUUUGGCGUUUGGAAUUAUCAACAUAAUAUUCUUAGUAGUGCUUUAUUUUGGUUGGAUGAUUAUCUCAAGAAAAAAUAUGCAAAGAUUUAUUAACUCAAAUAACUUAUAGCAUUAGCAAAAUAAUCAACAGGGAGUUCAAUUAUAAGAGAAUGAUUUCGAAGCAUAAAUAAUCAAAAUAGGAGCUCCAAGUGAAUUUGACACUCGCUCUAAAAAAAGCAGUACAGUAGAACCAGUGCAAUUAGAUGAAAAAGAUAUGAAGAUGAAAUUCUCUUAAAAAUCCCCUACAUAAAAUCCUGUAUUUGAUGUAGAUAAAUAAAGCAAUAAUAAUAGUGGCAAUGAGAAUAAUAAUUUUGCAAUGGGUUAUCCUGUCAAUUAGCAAUAAGGUGACUUCAUUCCAUAAUUUUAACCUCAAACAUAAAAUCAAUAAUAAUAAAACUCUUCAAGACUCUUUAUUACCUCAGACUUAAAUGGCUAUUGGCUCACAUAAGCUGGUAGAUUUUCUUUCAAGAAUUUUAAUAACUUUCACAGAAUUAAGCACGUUGUUAUUAACUUACUUAUAUUACAGAGGAUUUUCUCUUCUAUGUUCCGCAUGGCAUUAGGUAGAGGUGCUGAUGACGAUAGCAGUUUACAAAAAUAGCUACUAUUUGUAGGAUUUUUGGUUUGCAUACUAAUAUAUUGGUUAGCAUCUUUCAUUCCACCUAUUAUUAUCAAGAUAUUCUCAUACUGCAUGUGCUUAAAAAGCGAUCCUAAUGGCAGAUGCAGUAGCAUAUUUAUAGGCGUCCUCUUUUAUGUAGCUGCCAUUAUUAUGACAGUGCUUACUUCUGAUGUUAUCUUCAAAAUGACAGGAUUUGAGGCACAAGUGUUCAUUCUUGUUUGCAUAUCUGCUUGGUUAAUCACCUUUUUCUUUGACAAAAAGUCAAUUGAAUUUGCAAAGAGACACAGAGGAGGUUUCAUGGAAAAGUUAAUAAAAUUCAGAAAGAUUGAUUUCUCUUUAGGCGAACAAAAUCAACCUGGUGUUGUUUGA
Messenger RNA from Tetrahymena thermophila SB210, 1311 nucleotides. RefSeq names its product transmembrane protein, putative. Lineage: Eukaryota; Ciliophora; Oligohymenophorea; Hymenostomatida; Tetrahymenidae. The record is from RefSeq and is a predicted model, not a curated record. The transcript has a single exon.